AUAAUAAUAAUACAAUUCCAGGCAGCCAAGCGAUCGAUCGGUCUUGAGGGUGGCGGUGGAAGCGAUCGAUCGGUCGCAAUGCCGAAGAAGAUGGGCGUGAACACGAAGGCGGAGGCGGCACACGCCCGCCGGAGCGCUGUGGAGGCGGAGCGCAAGGACCGCGCCGCCAAGGACAAGGAGGAGCAGUACUGGCGGGAGGCGGAGGGCUCCAAGUCCCGCGCCGCCAAGAAGCGCGAGGAUGAGGCCGAGAAACGCGCCGAGGCCGCCGCUCGCCGCGCCGAGAACCGCAUGCUCGCCGAGCAGGAGCAGCGGGAGCUCGAGGUCGCUGGGCGCAAGCCCGACCGCAAGGCCGCCCGCGUCUCCGUUCCCGUCCCCAAGGUCACCGAGGCCGAGCUCCAGCGACGCCGCGAGGAGGAGCGGCAGCGCAUCCUCCAGACCGCCGAGGCCGCCAAGAAGCGCCAGAGCCGCACCGCCGACGAGGAGGAGUACGAUCGGAUGGUGAUGAUCGAGAACACCAACAGGGACGACUCGGUGAUCGAGGCCCACUCCGUGGAGGAUGCCAUCGCCAGGAUGGCCCUCCCGGAGCCCACGCUGCCGCCUGAUCGCCAUCCUGAGAGGAGGCUCAAGGUUUCUUUCAAGGCUUUUGAAGAAUCAGAGCUUCUCAAAUUAAAGGAAGAGAAACCAGGUCUGAUGCUCAACCAGUACAAGGAUAUGAUAUGGAAGCUUUGGAAGAAAUCCCCUGACAAUCCCCUAAACCAGGUUGAUGCUGAGUGACCAGAUGCAGUUUUUCAUUAAAUAAUCACAGGUCACCUCUUCCUGAUAGUGGAGGUGUGAGCUGUUGCCAGUUGCUGUCUCUUCAUAAUAUAUCUGGGUUGAUGGAUGAACUCAUUGAUUUGGAUGAUCCUGCUGAUAAUAUGCAGCAGGAGUGAUGUAUAUUAGGAGAGUGAAAUAGAUCCAGAUGCGAAAAGACAUACUACAGAUAUUACUUUUCAGACAUCUCUCAAUGCAAUUCUAGCUAUGUAUCCACUAUGAACUACAGAAGAAUAGUGCAGCCACUGGAAGGUUUUUAUUCAUAAGUUUAGAGCUACAAAUUGCAGAGUAUUGUGGUGUUGGAUGAUUGUCACAAUUGCUUAUUAAGGUUUGGAGAGAUUGUGCUUGAACGUAAGUGAUAAAAGCAAAGCAGAGAAAUCAAUGUUGGAA
Messenger RNA from Musa acuminata AAA Group (dessert banana), 1200 nucleotides. RefSeq lists its product as uncharacterized. Gene Ontology annotation, biological process: transcription by RNA polymerase II. The transcript is spliced from 4 exons. Gene Ontology annotation, cellular component: nucleus. The record is from RefSeq and is a predicted model, not a curated record. NCBI's taxonomy places the organism in Eukaryota, Viridiplantae, Streptophyta, Magnoliopsida, Zingiberales, Musaceae. Gene Ontology annotation, molecular function: transcription coactivator activity. Bases 79 to 774 code for a protein of 231 amino acids.